AUGCACACCGUCGGCAUCUUAGGCAUCAAUGGCAACCUGGGGAAGCCAACAGCUCAACACCUCGUCAAAGCAGCAGAGCAAGACAAGAUCAAACUCGUCAUCUUCCACCGUGAAGGCAAAGCCGGCGACUUCAAACCCGGAAAGAAUGUCGAACUCAGAGUCAUCGACCUCGAUGGGCCAACAGACAAGCUCGAAGAGGCUGUCAAGGGGGUCAAUGUCUUCGUUUCUACCGUGGGCGUAGGUGGCCUCAUGUCGGAAGGCGUCGUCAUGGAAGCCAUCUCGAAGAGCCCCGACUUCGUGACCUACAUGCCGGCGAUGUACUCGACCACUUGGAGUAAGGAGGACUUUGAAGAUCCAGUCUUGGGUCCGGUUGUCGGGAGUCUGCCUGGCUACACAAAGCCGAAGGAACUCGGCAUUGGUAUCACCAAGGUGUAUACUGGGAUUUUCGACUUCACGUUCUUCGAGUCGGGGUUCUUGUACGCCUCCUUGAAGGACAACUCCAUCUACCUGAACGAUAAGCUAUCAAAAAGCCCCCUACCCAUCACAACAAUGCCCCACCUCGCCCAAGCCAUCGCCCAGAUCGUAACCACAAACUCCCCCGAAGCCAUCAAAAACAAAUCCUACUCCGUCAUUACCUUGUGGGCCACCGGGGCCGAGAUCCGCGACCUCUACACGAAGCUUCACGGGAAGCCUACGCAGGUGAAUGAGUGGACGCCAGAGGAAAGGGAGGUGAGGAGGCAUGAUAAGACGGACUUCACCGGGGCCGUGAGGGUGGGCUAUGUUGACAAGUGGGAGGGUUCGAAGUGGGAGUACGAGACUGAUGGGAAGGUUUUGGUGCAAGGUCACGAGGGUGUGGGGUUGGAGGAGGUGGCGAAGGGGUUUCUUUGA
Molecule: messenger RNA, 888 nt
Organism: Zasmidium cellare ATCC 36951
Lineage: Eukaryota; Fungi; Ascomycota; Dothideomycetes; Mycosphaerellales; Mycosphaerellaceae
Exons: 4
Coding region: 1-888 (295 amino acids)
Source: RefSeq, a predicted model, not a curated record